Nanorana parkeri is the source of this 2361-nucleotide messenger RNA. RefSeq names its product G protein subunit alpha o1 (gene GNAO1). Gene Ontology annotation, cellular component: heterotrimeric G-protein complex. Lineage: Eukaryota; Metazoa; Chordata; Amphibia; Anura; Dicroglossidae. Gene Ontology annotation, molecular function: GTP binding; G protein-coupled serotonin receptor binding; G-protein beta/gamma-subunit complex binding. Bases 143 to 1207 code for a protein of 354 amino acids. Gene Ontology annotation, biological process: adenylate cyclase-modulating G protein-coupled receptor signaling pathway; G protein-coupled dopamine receptor signaling pathway. The transcript has 8 exons. The record is from RefSeq and is a predicted model, not a curated record.
ACCCAACAAAAACGGGAACCUUUCCUCGCCGCUCUCCCACCGGCCCUAGGAAACGAACUCUCCUCUUCUUUUACCCGCCGGGACCAGGACCCGGGACCCCCCUCCGCCCGCUCCCGCCGGACCCGGGAACCCCUGAGCAGUCAUGGGCUGCACCCUGAGCGCGGAGGAGAGAGCUGCGCUGGAGAGAAGCAAACAGAUCGAGAAGAACCUGAAGGAGGACGGCAUCACCGCGGCUAAGGAUGUCAAACUGCUGCUCCUGGGGGCCGGGGAAUCUGGGAAGAGCACCAUUGUGAAGCAGAUGAAAAUUAUCCAUGAAGAUGGCUUCUCAGGUGAAGAUGUGAAACAGUACAAGCCUGUGGUUUAUAGUAACACUAUCCAGUCCCUGGCAGCCAUUGUCCGUGCCAUGGACACUCUGGGCAUCGAAUAUGGUGACAAAGAAAGAAGGGCCGAUGCCAAAAUGGUGUGUGACGUGGUGAGUCGCAUGGAAGAUACAGAACCUUUCUCUCCUGAACUGCUCUCGGCUAUGAUGAGACUUUGGGCAGAUUCUGGAAUCCAGGAGUGCUUCAACCGAUCCAGAGAAUAUCAGCUUAACGACUCUGCUAAAUACUACCUAGACAGCUUAGAUCGGAUCGGAGCACCAGAUUACCAACCUACAGAACAGGAUAUCCUGCGGACUAGAGUGAAGACCACUGGCAUUGUAGAAACUCAUUUCACCUUCAAGAACCUCCAUUUCAGGCUGUUUGAUGUCGGGGGACAACGAUCAGAGCGGAAGAAGUGGAUUCACUGUUUUGAAGAUGUCACAGCCAUCAUUUUCUGUGUCGCUCUGAGUGGGUACGAUCAAGUUCUUCAUGAAGAUGAGACUACGAACCGAAUGCACGAGUCUCUAAUGCUCUUCGACUCCAUUUGUAACAACAAGUUCUUCAUUGACACAUCGAUCAUUCUCUUCCUCAACAAGAAGGAUCUAUUUGCUGAGAAGAUCAAGAAGUCUCCUCUGACAAUCUGCUUCCCCGAGUACACAGGUCCCAACACUUAUGAUGAUGCUUGCGCUUACAUUCAAGCACAAUUUGAGAGCAAAAACCGCUCACCCAACAAAGAGAUCUACUGCCACAUGACUUGCGCCACAGAUACGAAUAACAUCCAGGUGGUAUUUGACGCCGUCACUGACAUCAUCAUUGCCAACAACCUCAGAGGCUGCGGCUUGUACUGAUUCCUCUGUAUAGCAAUUUAUUUGCUGGUGAAAAUAAAAUGCAAGUUGUUAAAAUGAGAAGGCGAAAUGAAAAACAUAUAUAUAAAAAAAAUUUUAGGUUGUCUCAAAGAGCUGUCAACAGAAUGGAUUUCUCUGCUUCCCCCUUUUCCUACCCCUAAAGCAGAAGGUGGUUCUUGAUUUUUAAGAAUCUCUUCGGGUGUCCUAUAAUUCACCCUUUUAGUUCUGAGAGAGCCUGAGUCGUAAUUUCAACCUCUCUCCAGAGUCAAUGAGGGUACAAAAAUAUCUUAGAUAAAGGGGAGAUCAUAAAUCUAUUUCAAUCCUUUUUUUAAGGAUUUUUGUGAUGCUUCAACGAUCACACUCUGCUUCCCCAUUAAAAACAAAAAAAGAAUCAGGUACGUCCUUUCUGUUCAGCUCUUGGGUUACAAAACAACAAAAAUAAAAACAAAACAUUUUCCAAACCAGGUAGAAGUGUUUGUGAGACUUGCAGGACAGUGCACUCAACAUUUUUUUUUGUAAGUUUUUUUUUUUUGUGGGUGCUGUAACUGUAUGAGGGUCUGUGAGGGUUCAAGGGAUGCCCCUCUAGUUUGAUAAAAGCUCAGAAGUGGGCCCCUUUUUUGUCUUGAAAAGGUUUCAGUGCCAACCCAAACUGCGGAGUCAGGGGAACAGUCUCCAAGAAUCUCGGGGGGGGGUGCCUACCCCGCUGUCCCUCCUUUCUCCGCACUGCUCUACGGACCCUCAAAUUGACGUUCUGCUGGUAGCAUGACCUUUGGCCUUUGUAAUAAAAAGACAAAAAACAAAAAAACACAGCCUUCCUUAAAAGUUGAUGUGUAAUGUUAUCACUGAAUUAGUGGCUGCAUAGGAUGCUGUAAAUCUGGUUUAGCUAAGUCUGUACAUUUAGAAGAAACUAAACUGUUUUCUUUUCUUUUUUUUCCCACGUGCUUGUAGCUUAACACCACCUCCCCUAAUAUUAUUAAUACCAUUUUUAUUUUCUUGCACCAGUUGUAAACAAGCAUCUUUUUAAUUGUCUGAGACCCCUUUCACUGCCCAAGAGGUCAGCUUGGCCUCCAGCAAAGAAUGGGAUCAUGGAAGUCCAUGUUCUUUUGGGGGAAUUGGGGUUAUUUCUGUUGGACUUGAAGCCCUACGUAGAAAACGAA